Penicillium waksmanii is the source of this 1605-nucleotide messenger RNA. RefSeq names its product ferric reductase family protein. Gene Ontology annotation, cellular component: plasma membrane. Gene Ontology annotation, biological process: copper ion import; intracellular iron ion homeostasis; iron ion transport. NCBI's taxonomy places the organism in Eukaryota, Fungi, Ascomycota, Eurotiomycetes, Eurotiales, Aspergillaceae. The transcript is spliced from 6 exons. The coding region runs from base 1 to 1605 and encodes 534 amino acids. The record is from RefSeq and is a predicted model, not a curated record. Gene Ontology annotation, molecular function: ferric-chelate reductase activity.
AUGAAUGUAUCAUCGAUUUAUGCAAUCGCCGCUGGAGGCUGCUUUUUAGCUCUCUUCCUAAUCCAGACCCGAACCACUAUGGUUGGCUGGAUCGAGUCCUGCUCAGUUCUGAUCUCUCGGCACGUCACACUUCCUACUCUCAUCCACAGACAUCGGGUUUGGGGACCCUGGUCCCGAUUAAAUUUUCUUAUCUAUCUUAUCUACAUUAUCGUAAAUAUCAUUAUAGUCUUCUUUUAUACACACUCCGUCGCCCAAGCUGGCCGUCGAGCUAGAGAGCUGGCUCUUAUCAACCUUACUUUUCCCCUCUCCGCCACUCACCUCGGUUGCCUCGCAGACCUUCUGGGUAUCACCUGGCGCACUUACUGCAAGAUUCAUCAGGCAACAGGUUGGAUGUCUGUUGCUCUCCUGUCUUUUCACGUGGUUGCCGGUUGCCAGAGCCGGGGAUUCAGUUUUCCUCUUAGGCCAACACGUAACAUAUUUACCCUGAUUGGAUCAAUCUCUUUAGCCGCACUUGCCCUCCUUUCUCUCCCCUGGCUUCGCCGACGGUGUUAUAAAGUCUUCCUCCGAAGCCACCAAGCUCUGACUGCUCUCUUUUUAUAUAGCGCGUGGCGAUAUCUCCCAGAUCAGAGUCGCUUGUCAAAAUUGUACCUUUACGUGCCGUUGGUGAUCCUGGCCCUGACUACACUCCUGGAGAUUAUCAACCUUUGUUACACAAAUAGACUAUUUUCGGGCCACGGCCCUCCUCGGGCCUUUAUAUCCUUCACUCCAGAAGGAUCUCUUACACAUCCUAAGCUAAACAAAGCGGCCCAGGUUCGUCUGGUUCUGCCCAGAUCUAUAGAGAUCGAUACGGGCCAGUAUAUCAACUUAUGGAUGCCGUCAGUUGGAUCUUGGCCGUGGCUUCAAACACACCCCUUCAUAUUGCGCGGAAGACAUGACACGAUUGAGCUAUUUGUGCAGCCACGCGGUGGCAUAACAUCAGACUUACUGAGCCUUGCCACUGGCGCUCCUGGCUGUUCUGUACCAUUUCUGGCCAUGUUCACAGAUCCACAUGGUACCAGUGAGAUUGUUGACAGGUUUAAAACCGUGCUACUGGUUGCGAGUGGUUUCGGGAUCGCUACAACAAUCCCCUAUCUGAAGAAGAUGAUACAUGGCUAUAAUACCUGCACACUUCAUAUCCGUCGGCUGCAUUUUUCAGCAAGCACCAACACUAACAAAUCAGAAAUGGUCAGUGCAGCCGAGUACCUGCUAAACCCUCUCCUAGAGGACGAUAUAAUAGAUAAAGGCUAUAUAAGUCACCAGCUUCAAAAUAGAAACUUUAUCCUCAGCAUUUCAAUCUACGUCGAAAAAGGGCUUGCUCAUAAUAAGACGCCAAUAGGAAAAUAUGAAAGAGCCUGCUUUUACCAAGGUGCACCUAAUAAUAACAACAUAGUCUCGCUCGAGGCAUCUGGAGACCAGAUUAAGAGGCUACCGAGUAUCCGCGAUAAGCAAGGCCGGACCUUGGUGAUGGCAGCAGGUAGUCUCAGAGACCAAAUCCGAAAGACCGUCAAGGGCUUUUUACAUCGUGGUAUAAGGCUUCGGAGCUGGAAUACCAGCCGGAGUAAUUAA